This is a messenger RNA of Cuscuta europaea, 914 nucleotides long. The record is from the annotation of a GenBank genome assembly. NCBI's taxonomy places the organism in Eukaryota, Viridiplantae, Streptophyta, Magnoliopsida, Solanales, Convolvulaceae.
CUUUUUUUUGACAAAUCUUUCUAAUUUAUUACGGAGUAUAAUAUUUCUCUGGUCAACAUCUGACCUUCUCUUUCAGCAAUCUUCCUCUCUAAAACCCUACGCGGAAGCGAGCCAUUUUUUGCGCACUUCUACCUGAAAUCAAGAAAUUUAGUUCUCUUCUGUCCCUGAAAAUGGCAUUUUCCUCAGCUUUCCGCGGUAUUUUUGGGGGAUGUUUAACACAUUCAUCAAAUCUUGUAUCCCAAUUCGCUUCAGUUCGAUUCUGUUCCACCCUCACUACUUCAAAGCUCUUCGUCAGUGGCCUCGCAAGAUUCACUUCAGAUGAAGGCCUUCGGAAAGCAUUUGAACAAUUUGGGAAUCUUGUUGAAGCAAAAGUGAUUACUGAUAGAGCCACAGGGAGAUCGAAGGGGUUUGGAUUUGUCACCUAUGAGACAAUUGAAGAAGCUCAAAAAGCUCGUGAAGAAAUGAAUGCAAAGUACUUGGAUGGCUGGGUAAUUUUUGUUGAUCCUGCCAAGCCAAGGGAGGUUAGGCCUCCACCACCGCAGGCUGAGGAGUCAGAUAUGACAAGUUUUGGUAUCAGGAGCAACAAGACUAUUGGUUGGUCCGGUUGACUUGAGGAGGACAGACUUCUGCUUCAACAUUCUUUCUGUUUCCUACAAUGCUUUGUUUGCUAAAUAUUAUAGUUUCAAGCAUUCUUUUGGGCAUGUGUUGGGUUUCGAUGAAAGUGUACGUUGAGAAUACUCUUUAGAUUAAGAUUUAUGCAGCCAAGGAAUCUUGUAAUUGUGGAACAGCGAAAGGCCAUUGACAUGAUGAAAACAUUUAAAACAAGUAAUAUUAAAUUCUUCUUUUAGAACCAUAUUUUGAGUUAUCUACUUUUAGUAUCUGGGGAUGUUGGUCAUUUAUUUGAUAAAAGGGAG